Fusarium subglutinans is the source of this 858-nucleotide messenger RNA. RefSeq names its product DUF636 domain protein. Lineage: Eukaryota; Fungi; Ascomycota; Sordariomycetes; Hypocreales; Nectriaceae. The transcript has a single exon. The record is from RefSeq and is a predicted model, not a curated record. Bases 1 to 858 code for a protein of 285 amino acids.
AUGACCAGCUACGCCAUUGGGAAGAAGAUCGGAACAUGGAACUUUUGCUCAACGUGUGGUUGUCACAUUGCUUCAAUGGGGCCGCCUGAGAACGAGUUCUGGACAGUUGCUUCAUCAACAUUCGUGAACGCUUCAGACUUCUUCGAUGUUCGCAAGCACAUCUUCAGCAACUCUACAAAGGACCGAGGGAUUGCCGAAGCCCUGACACAUACUGGCGGAAAAGAGUUCAUUGACUGGAACCCUGCUGAGAAUAGCCCUGAGGCAAAGAUCGUUGAAUCUCAUGUGGAAGUUGGGAAGGGCGGGGAAGAGCGCCUUCGUGUGGAAUGCGAGUGCAAAGGCAUCUCUUUCACUAUUCCCCGCCCGAGCCAGGAGAUCAAGGAGGAUAAAUUCUAUUCGCAGUUCGUUUCGCACAGAGAUGAUACCAAGUGGCUUGCGACUUUUGACGCAUGCGAUGAUUGCCGGCUUCACAAUGGGACUAACGUUGUGGGAUGGACGUUUAUCCCUUUAUCCAUAUGCGAGCCCCGUAUCGAGGAUGGUCUACUCAUUGGGAGCGCCAAGACGUUCAAAUCGUCGGACGAUGUCGUAAGAUCCUUCUGCGGCACUUGCGGCGCCACUGUCUUCUUCUCUCACGCUUGUCGAAGGCCGUCUGAGAAGCAUCAUGUUGUCGACUUGGCCACGGGCAUCAUCAGAGCGCCUGAAGGUGUCAUGGCAGAGAAGUGGCUCACUUGGCGAGCAAGGUUGGCAUGGGCUGAUAGCGGAAAGAGAUUCGAUAGUGACUUUACUGAAGCACUGCAAGAAGGCAUGAACAAGUGGGUGUUGAAGAGAGAAGGUCUUAUUGAGAAAUACAAUAUCGGUUGA